UUCGCCGGGUAACCGCCCUGUCAAACCUUGCUUUGUGCUGUUUAUGCUAGAUCAUUCCUAAAUUUUAUAAAACUCCACACAAUCGCCCAACCAACACGAGCCAUGGAGGAACUGCGCCAGCAUUUAAAGCAGAUCCGCGUGCCGAACCAAAAUGACAAGGUCUACAAAGACGAGUGUGUCUUUUCGUUCGACAAUCCGGACAGUGAUACCGGCUUAUAUGUGAGUCUCAAUAGUUUUCUCGGUUUCGGUCGCGAUUAUGUUGAGAAAUACUACAACAAGACACAGCAUGCUGUGUUCUUACACAUGAAGCGUGAGAGACAUGAGGUUGCUUCACCACCACAGGGUGAUGGACCAGAGAAGAAAAUCACGCGGUUGGCCAUUGGUGUUGAAGGUGGUUUUGAUCCCCAACUAGGACAUAAAAAGUUUGAAUUUCAUGAUAUUUAUCAUGUUUGUGUCCUGCCCAGCUUCACAAUGCUGCCUUGGCCCAAUCCUGAACUGCCAGAACUUGUUAUUCAAUCAGUUCAAACCAUCCUUGACAUGCAAUCUGCAAGCAAGAAAGCCGAGCUGGAAGCACUCACCGGUACUUGGGACGGCGAAGCACGUGUCGUAAGUAAAUAUGCAGAAAAUCUCACCCAAUUGGACAAUGGCAAAAAGAUCCCUCCAAGCGGUUGGGUGUGCGAGAAAUGCGACAAAACCGAAAAUCUCUGGUUGAACCUCACAGACGGUUCCAUCCAUUGCGGAAGGAAGUUCUACGAUGGCACCGGCGGAAACAAUCACGCCAUUGAACACUACGAAACAACCAAGUAUCCUCUAGCGGUCAAAUUGGGAACUAUCACCAAGGAAGGCAAAGCUGACAUUUUCAGCUAUGCCGAAGACGACAUGGUUGAAGAUCCAAAACUGAUCGAGCAUUUAUCACACUGGGGCAUCAAUAUGAAUAACAUGGAAAAGACUGAGAAGUCAAUGGUUGAACUAGAGUUGGAAUUGAAUCAGAAAACCAAUGAAUGGGCGGCGCUUCAAGAGAGUGGCGGUAAACUAACGCCGAUGUAUGGCCCUGGCUAUACCGGAAUGACAAAUCUAGGCAACUCUUGUUACUUAAACAGUGUUAUACAACUCUUGUAUCUUGUGCCAAACUUUGUACAGCGAUACUAUGCGAAUGCAGACACCAUCUUUGAUUCCAUAAAUGGCGAUCCAGCGGAAGACUUUAACUGUCAAAUGGCGAAAGUAGCUGUAGGUCUUCUUUCUGGAAAAUAUUCUGUUCCACCACCGGCUGGUUCACCAAUCGAUGCGGAUUCACCUGGUAUCUCGCCUCUGAUGUUCAAAACAUUAGUAGGUCGUGGAAAUCCAGACUUUUCCUCCUGCAAACAGCAGGACGCUGUUGAAUACUUCAUGCAUUUAAUGUCAUUGAUUGAACGCAACAGUCGUAAUCAGCCGAAUCCUGGCAACGCUUUCAAAUAUAAACUCGAAGAGAAGAUCCAAUGCAACAGCAGUAACAAGGUGAAGUACACAUACAGGUCGGAUACUAUUCUUGGUCUGACUAUUCCAUUGGAAGCGGCUGUUAACAAAGAAGAAGUUGCUGCUUAUGAAGCGCGUAAAGUCGAGGCGGAAUCUCAGGGAAAACGCCUUGAACCGGACUCAUUGGUCCGUCCACGUAUCAAAUUCUUUUCUUGCCUUGAAACUCUCACUCAGACUGAGGUGAUUGAACAAUUCUACAGCACAGCGAUUAAUGAUAAGACCACAGCAAGGAAAACAACACGUCUGGCGACGUUCCCUGAUUAUCUCUUGAUUCAACUCAAGAAGUUUACUCUAAGAGAAGAUUGGGUACCGAUUAAACUUGACGUGGCUGUUGAGAUGCCCGAUGUGUUAGAUUUGAAUAUUCUCAGGGCGAAUGGUCCCCAACCCGGCGAGGAGACUUUACCAGAAUUGGCUUCGAAUGUGGUGGUCCAACCGCCGAGUUAUGAUCCGACUGUUAUGGCUAGUUUGAUUGAAAUGGGAUUCCCGGAGAAUGCUUGUAAACGGGCAUUGUACUUCACACAAAAUUCAGGUGUUGAAACCGCUAUGGGAUGGAUAAUGCAACACAUUGCCGAUGCGGACUUCUCGGAUCCGUUUACUCCGCCUGGUUUGGAAGCAGGUGGAGCUGCUGGCGCUGUAGGAGUCGAGGCGGAUCCCGAAGCUGUUGAAUUGAUUGUUGGAAUGGGUUUUACUAGAGCGCAGGCGACGAAAGCGUUGAAGAAUUGUAAUAAUAAUGGUGAGAGAGCUUUGGAUUGGAUUUUCUCACAUCCAGAAGAGUUGGAAGAUACACAGGUGCCGAGUGAACCGGAAUUUAAAGAUGGCGAAGGACAUUAUAAAUUGAUUGGUUUCGUCUCACAUAUGGGAACAUCUUCGAUGGUGGGACAUUACGUUGUACACGUUUUGAAGGAGGGCCGCUGGGUGAUUUUCAAUGAUAACAAGGUGGCGCUCUCUGAAAACCCGCCGAAAGAGUUGGGCUAUAUGUACUUGUACCAGAGGAUCUGAGCCGUUUGAAGUAUUUAUAUGAUGAUGGAUGCAAUGGACAGGAACCCUCUGGCGACUGAAUGUUUUUUGCUGUGUACACUAGAAGUAAACUUUUUCAAUAAUAAAAUAUUUCGCAACAUAA
Molecule: messenger RNA, 2632 nt
Organism: Dalotia coriaria
Lineage: Eukaryota; Metazoa; Arthropoda; Insecta; Coleoptera; Staphylinidae
Gene: Usp5
Product: ubiquitin specific protease 5
Exons: 6
Coding region: 103-2511 (802 amino acids)
Biological process (GO): protein deubiquitination
Molecular function (GO): protein binding; zinc ion binding; cysteine-type deubiquitinase activity
Source: RefSeq, a predicted model, not a curated record